Messenger RNA from Metarhizium album ARSEF 1941, 2913 nucleotides. RefSeq lists its product as uncharacterized. Gene Ontology annotation, biological process: protein folding in endoplasmic reticulum. Gene Ontology annotation, molecular function: protein binding. The coding region runs from base 1 to 2913 and encodes 970 amino acids. Lineage: Eukaryota; Fungi; Ascomycota; Sordariomycetes; Hypocreales; Clavicipitaceae. Gene Ontology annotation, cellular component: EMC complex. The record is from RefSeq and is a predicted model, not a curated record. The transcript is spliced from 2 exons.
AUGCGGCGCACUCUCCAAUCGGCCAUAUUGCUGGGCCUGUCGUCGCUCGCAGGCGCAGUCUUCCAGGAUGAAGUCGGCGACAUCGACUUCCACUACUCCCUCGUCGGCCUGCCCCAGGUCGAGACUACCUUCUUCCACCGACCACGCAAGGACGACAAGGCCAGCUUGCUCUACACCCUCGGCGACGUGGGCGUCGUUGGCGCCAUCAAUCCCAGCAACGGCGAGUUGGUAUGGCGUCAGCACAUCAGUGAUGGAAUUGCCAACGGGGGCGGCCAUCUCAGAGCUCCCGAAGGCGAGAAUUGGGUCGCGUCGGCUCACGGAUCCAAGGUCCAAGCCUGGAAUGCUCUGACCGGCCGAAAUAUCUGGACCACGGAAUUCAAGGGCGUCGUCAAGGACCUCGAAAUCCUGGAAUUGACCGAAACCCCGAGAAAAGACGUCCUCGUUUUGUUCGACGAGGACGGCGUGACGGUCCUCCGACGGUUACACGGCGCCAUCGGCUCAGUCGUGUGGGAGUUCCGCGAGACGAGCAAGGACCUGCCCGUCCAGGUUUCCACAAACAUAGCCAACAUCUAUCUGCUCAGUCUGCACGGCUCGCCCGGCUCCUACAGCCUCAAGGUCACCGCUUUGGACACGGCCGCUGGCACCCGGCUUGAUCACUGGUCGGUCGGCAACAAGUGUGACAUCCACGGCCCUGAACAGGUCAUGUUCGUUGGCGCCAACUCGGCGGCACCCAUUGCCGCCUGGGCAAGCAGGGACCUCGCCAAGCUUAGUUUCAAUGUGCUGGGCAUGAAGAAUAAGCAGGAAUUUGCUCUCCCCGACGGAACCGAGUCUCUUCGCGUCCAUGCCCCCCAUCUCCUCCAGUCCCUACCUCACUUCUUGCUGCACAUUCGCACCAGGAACGGCCACAAGGCCCAGGUCUACCAUACCGAUCUCAAGAGCGGACACGUCUCCAGGGCAUAUGAACUGCCACAUGUCGAAGGUCCUGGGGCGUUUUCCACCAGCUCGGAUGCUGCCAAUGUCUACUUCACUCGCAUCACCGCCGAUGAAAUCUCCAUUGUAUCCUCCGAGUCCCAUGGCCUCCUUGCCCGCUGGCCGUGCAAGUCCACGGACGGCCACGUCGCUGUCCACGCGGUGUCUGAAGUCAUUAAGAAGGCCGGUGGAAAGGAGUUUGCCAUUCGCUCUGCAGCCGUUACCGAUGGAGACGACUGGGUUCUCACCAAGAACGGCCAGAUCGACUGGACUCGCCCCGAGGGCCUCUCCGGCGCCGUCGCGGCUGUCUGGGCUGAAAUCCCCGAGGCAGAGAGACUGGCCCAAGUGCUGGCCGAGGAGGCGCAUGCCAAUCCUGUUACGGCCUAUCUUCACCGCGUGAACAGGCAUGUUACCGACUUGGCUCAUCUCCCUGCUUAUCUUGCUGGCCUCCCUCAGCGCAUCCUCGAUGGCGUCUUUGGCGCCGAUCUCAGCGGCCACAGGGAUGGGCCGCAUCGCGAUACGUUUGGAUUCAGCAAGCUUGUCGUCGUGGCCACGAGCCGAGGUCGCUUCUACGGUCUCGAUACUGGCCACCAUGGCCAGAUGUUGUGGUCGCGGGCUGUUUUCAACGUGUCCCCCGGCGAAUCGCUCGUCAUCAGGGGCAUCGCGACCAAGGAUGCCGAGGGCGUGGUGACAGUUGUAGGAUCAAACGGCGAGUAUGCCACCAUCGAGUCCGCCACCGGCAAGAUUCUGAAAGUCCAACAGGCGGGGUCUUUCACCAAAGUUGCUUCCACUGCCGUCAUUGACGAUGGAGCUAGCCGUUGGCUGCUUCCGCUUGGCGCAAACGGACUUCCCGUCCCAACCAUGCCCCUCGGAACCCUGCCCAAUGAUACCGUUGUCCUCCGCGAUGGCAGUCUCGGGGUGAAAGGCGUCAAGUUUAUUGCCAAAGGUGGAGAAGUCAUCAAGGAUGAUAUUUGGCACUUCCACGUCAGCAAGGGCCAAAGGAUAGUCGACAUCGCCACCCGGCCCAGCCACGAUCCCAUUUCCUCCAUUGGCCGUGUUCUCGGAGAUCGCAAGGUGGCGUACAAGUAUUUAAACCCCAACACCAUUGUGGUGGCCGCCAUCGAAGAGGCAACGAACACCCUGUCGGUUCACUUGUUGGAUAUUAUUUCCGGCCAACUUCUCGCAUCCCAGGUCUACAACGGCGUGGACAGCACCAAGAGCCCAUGCUGCGCCAUGGCGGAAAAUUGGUAUGCCUGCACUUUUUUCGGCGACUACGCCGUCGACGAUGGUGCCGACCGAAGAAUCAAGGGGUUCCACGUCGCCGUCUCGGAUCUGUACGAAUCGCCCGAACCCAAUGACCGUGGUCCGCUCGGGGACGCCGCAGAGUUCUCCUCUCUCAACCCGGUCGACGCCCCUACCGGCGUUCCUCUGCCUCACGUGGUCUCGCAAGCGUACGUCUUCUCUGAGCGGCUAACGUCUCUGUCUGUCACCCAGACCCGGCAGGGAAUCACUAGCCGCCAGCUCCUCGCGUACCUGCCGGACAGCAACAGCAUCCUCGCGGUGCCAAGACACGUGAUUGAUCCUCGCCGUCCGGUCGACCGGGAUCCUACCUCGGCCGAGAUGGAAGCAGAGGCCUUGACAAGGUACACUCCGCAAUUCGAGAUUGACGGACGGGGCAUCGUCUCACACGAGCUGGACGUGCUCGGGGUGCGAGAGAUUCUCGCAACGCCGGCCGCCGUCGAGAGCACCAGCUUGCUCUUCGCCUAUGGUGUGGACAUUUUUGGAACGCGCGCUGCCCCCAGCGGCGUGUUUGACAUUUUGGGCAAGGGCUUCAACAAGGUGACCUUGGUGGGCACGGUUUUGGCACUGUUUGCCGGCGUGAUUUUCCUGGCACCCGUGGUUCGGAGAAAACAAAUCGACCGAAGAUGGGAGGCGUUCUUGUGA